AUGAGCAAGCCAUCUGAUAAAGUCACUGUCCCAGAUGUCCUUCCUUUGAUUCCCACCAGAAACAACCGAGUCCUCCUACCCGGCAUAGUUAUGCGAUUGCAGAUAGGAAGGAAAGACACUACUCAACUCAUGGAUACUUUAUGGUCGAGAUAUGCGAAGGAUCCUAACAUUGUCAUUGGGUGUGUCCCCGUAAAGCCAUCUCCGGACGAUCCAACUGCAAAGAACCCUUCUCCAUCAUCUAAUGAAGGUGUUACCGCCGGCGUAAAGAGUGUCGUUGGCACUGGAGGUGCUCGCCAACCACAAUCAGAUAAACCCGACGAUCCACGUAAACCCAUUGAAGCUUCUGAGCUCUUCCAAUGGGGUGUCGCUGCCAGAGUUGUCAACUUUGUAAAGAAUAAUGCUAAUGAGGCUAGAUUGACUCGCGCUAGCUACAUUGUUACUCUGGAAGGUGUCAUGAGAUUCAAAAUCAACAAGCUGACUAAAACAUCGCCAUACUUUGAAGCAAGCAUCCAAACAUUCCCAGAGAAUGAAAUGCCCGAUAGUAGAGACAAGGAUUUACAAGCUCUCAUCAUCAACCUGCGAACAUCUGGUCAUGAACUCGCAUCAGUCUUGUCUCAACUUCAACUACCCGCAACCGUACUAAACCAACUUCGUCAAAUGUUGGAUGGUACACCACCUGGUCAAUUGGCGGACUUGUUUGCUUCCAUGAUUGACCUAUCCAUGGAUGAGAAACUAGCCGUUCUAUCCACUACGGAUCUAAAGACGAGAAUCACUCGAACUCUAGAGUUGUUGACUCGACAGAUUCAAGUGCUCAAGAUCUCGCAGAAGCUGCAGUCAACGGUAGAAUCCAAGCUGGGAAAGAAGCAGCGAGAGUUCUUCUUGAGACAACAGUUGGAUGCCAUCAAGAAGGAAUUGGGUGAAGAUGGUGAUGCCCAAGAAGAAGAUGAAGUAGCAGACUUGUCAAAGAGAAUAAACGACGCUAAACUACCAGACGAGCCCGCUAAGGCCGCUGGUCGAGAACUAAAACGUCUCAAGAGAAUGCAUCCUUCCAUGGCUGAAUACCAAGUAGUCAGGACAUAUCUGGAAUGGCUCGCCGAAGUCCCAUGGUCUCUGUCCACAACCGAUGUCUUGGACAUUUCGAGAGCACGUUGGCAACUAGAUGAAGACCAUUACGGUCUCGAUAAAGUCAAGACCCGUAUAUUGGAAUUCUUGGCUGUACGUAAAUUGAAGCAAGACUUGAAAGGUCCCAUCUUGUGUUUCUUGGGUCCUCCUGGUGUUGGAAAGACGUCCUUGGGACGAUCGAUUGCUAAUGCCAUGGGCCGUAAGUUCCAUCGUAUAUCGCUUGGUGGUGUAAGGGAUGAAGCCGAAAUCAGAGGUCAUCGUAGAACGUAUAUUGGUGCUUUGCCUGGUCUUGUUGUGCAAGGUUUACGUCGCGGGACUGUCAACAAUCCAGUCUUUCUUCUCGAUGAAAUUGAUAAACUAGGACGAGACUUCCGUGGUGAUCCAUCUUCUGCUCUAUUGGAAGUAUUGGAUCCAGAACAAAACAGCACAUUCUCUGACCACUACCUCAAUGUUCCAUUCGAUUUGUCUAAUGUACUAUUUAUUGCUACUGCAAAUGAGGCUGAUACUAUUCCAGGACCAUUAUUGGAUCGUAUGGAAGUCAUUCGCAUACCAGGAUAUACAUUCGAGGAGAAACUCUUUAUCGCAAAACGCCACUUGUUACCAAAGCAAGUUAAAAUGCAUGGUCUGCGAGAAGAAGACGUCAAGAUGGAUGAUAAAGUGUUGAUGAAGAUUGCCACUGGAUAUACUCGGGAAGCGGGUGUUCGUAAUCUUGAACGUGAAGUCGCUUCUGUAUGCCGAGCCAUGGCUGUUGACUACGCUGAUGCCAAGGAGAAGGGAAAUCCAGACUUGUAUAAUCCUAAUGUAUCAUUGGAGAAAUUGGAGAAGAUUUUGGGUCCCGACAGAUUUGACGACGAGGUAGCAGAACGAACAGCAGUGCCAGGAGUAGUAACUGGUCUAGCAUGGACAGCCUCUGGUGCAGGUGGUCUCCUAUUUAUUGAAGCUACAUCUGUCCCCGGUAAAGGAAUACUACAACUCACUGGAAAACUUGGUGAUGUGAUUAAAGAAUCAGCUCAAAUUGGUUUAACUUGGGUCCGUGGUAAUGCUACCAAGAUGGGUAUCACAACACGAAACUCUGAGAGGUCACUUUUGGAGAACAUUGAUGUGCAUAUUCAUUUCCCUGCUGGUGCUAUUCCAAAGGAUGGGCCAAGUGCUGGUGUUACGAUCGUAGUAGCUCUAGUAUCCCUCUUCACAAACAAACCAGUCCGAGAACAUACAGCUAUGACUGGUGAAAUCACUCUCCGAGGCCAAGUACUUCCAGUAGGAGGCAUCAAGGAGAAGGUCCUAGCUGCUCAUCGAGGAGGCAUCCGACGAAUCAUCAUGCCAUACCGAAACGCCAAGGAUUUAGUAGACGUGCCCAAGAACGUGCAGGAUGAAAUCGAAUUUAUAUUUGCCAAGAGGGUGGAUGAUGUGCUACGAGCUGCCUUCGCUGAUGGAGUUAAGCUCGUUGGUGCUGCACCACCUGCUGAUGGUAUUACGCCAGUAUUCGGGACGCUCCAUGCCAUGCCCAAACUGUAA
Synchytrium microbalum is the source of this 2637-nucleotide messenger RNA. RefSeq lists its product as uncharacterized. The coding region runs from base 1 to 2637 and encodes 878 amino acids. The transcript is spliced from 10 exons. Gene Ontology annotation, cellular component: peroxisomal matrix. The record is from RefSeq and is a predicted model, not a curated record. Gene Ontology annotation, molecular function: ATP binding; serine-type endopeptidase activity; ATP hydrolysis activity. Gene Ontology annotation, biological process: protein targeting to peroxisome; protein processing; protein quality control for misfolded or incompletely synthesized proteins. NCBI's taxonomy places the organism in Eukaryota, Fungi, Chytridiomycota, Chytridiomycetes, Synchytriales, Synchytriaceae.